Psylliodes chrysocephalus is the source of this 4454-nucleotide messenger RNA. Lineage: Eukaryota; Metazoa; Arthropoda; Insecta; Coleoptera; Chrysomelidae. The record is from the annotation of a GenBank genome assembly.
GAAAAUUAUUCCAAAUCAAAACAACGCAGUCCUAAUUUUUCUAAAAUUCUACAGUUUUUCUAACAAAACCCCAUUCCAAUUUUCUCUAAUCUAACACCGAGUGAGUGCAGUGCUAGUGGAUUUGUGAUUGUUGCGGAAAAUUAUUAGAGUUUUGGUUGGUUUUCGGAAGAACAAUAUUACAAAUCUAUAAUCCAAGGUCAAUCUACGUUACUGCGUAAGAUGGUCAAUAAACUAGAAAAGUGUUAGAUACCAUUUUAAUGUUUUACACACCAUUAACCCUCUCGCGAACAAGUGUUAAGUCAAUAAAAAAAUCAGCGUGGAUCUGUUAAAAAACUUCUUCAACCUCCUCGUCGAUAGAAUGUCCCACAAGGCCACCAACGGCUUGAAGCUGACCACUAGCGAUUCGGCCCAAUGGAAGACGGCCUCGCUAAUGGACACGACUGUCAAAUUGGCAGGCGAAGAGGCCAAGGAUCGUCUGUACGAGCCCAAACACAAGAAAAAGCUUGUACGCGUUCUGACAGUCGUCGCGUACGUGUUCUUCGUGUCCUUGGCGGCGAUUAUGUUAAGUUUGUACUAUGUAUUCUUGUGGAAUGGCGAUCAAAAGAUGGCGGCGAAGUACGUGACUAGUGCUCCUAAAACGCAGGCGUAUUAUGCUCAUGAUUGUAAAAGCAUUUUGGCAGACAUGCAACGUCAACUGAUCGCCCUGGAAUCGGAAACCAGGGAUCCAUCGACAACGCUAUCGUCAGAAGACAACACCACGGCUUGGCAAGAGUACGUCGACAGUCCUGAAGAUUUAUCGAAAUCUAAUAUAUUUUUAAAAAAAUUGUUCGACAAAAACGAGGAAAAUUAUUAGGAAAAAUUUACCGUAAAAAUUUAACUGAAAAACUAUAAUUAUUCUUUUUAUAGUAUUCUUCGUUGCGGUAGAAGGAAGGAGAAAUUAUUAAAUUAUUUUGCUGAAAAAUACGGAAUAUAAUGCACUAUAUAAUUUAAUAAUGAUCGAAUUAUCAUUUAGUCAUUUCACAGAUAACGGAAUUUAUCAACUAUGUAUUUAAAAAAAAAUGACAUCCUGUGUUUGAUAAAAUGAUUUGGUAUUCGAGGAGAGAAAAGAUAAAUGCAUAGAAACUAAUGUUUACUUUAAAAGAUACCUACCAAAAUUAAUUUUUGGCUAUUAUUUUCAAUAAUAGAAAAUUGUAGUCAAAAAACUUUUGUCAACUUAGUGAAAAAUAGUGUUUAGUACCAUACAAAAACAUUAUGUUUGAUUAUAAUUUUGCUAGUCAAUACUCUGUCUAUAACUGUAGUUAUUGAACAUUGUAACCACCACAUUUAUAGCACAUUAUCAAUUUUUAAAAAUCGCCAUAAACUUUAAAGACGAAUAAAAAAGGAGUAUUCAAACGUAAAGAUAUUGUUUUAACUUUUUUUAAUAGCACUUCUCCACCAAGAUGAUUCCGACUUGAUUACAGGCCAUAUCAAAAUCUUUUAUUAAUAUAUAAAUAAUGAUUUGACUUAUUUUAAUGAAAUUUAAAAAUUCUUUGUUCGAACACGAAAAUUCCGUGUUUGAAUACGAAAGUCAUGUUUGAACAAUUAAUUUCCGUUUUCAAAAUUAAAUGGAAUUUGAAAUUUCGUGUUUGGACACGAAACUUCGUGUUUUAAUACGAAUUUCCGAAUUUUAAUGCGAUAUUCCGUGUGUAGACAAGAAAUUUCUUGUGUAAACAUGAAAAUUCUUUAUACAAACACGGAAUUCCGUUUUAGACGACAAAAUAUCUUGUUCGAGCACUGAAAUUUUGUAUUCGAACACGAAAACUCCGUGUUUUAGUUUGGAAUUUCAAAUUUGAACAAAUAAUUUCCGUUUUCGAAAACGAAAUAUGAAAUUCCGUGUUUGAAUACGAAAUUCGUUGCUUGGACAAGAAAUGUCCAUGAUCAAACACGGAAUUCAGUAUUUGAACAAGAAUAUAAAAUUUCGUGUUCGAACACAAAAUUUGUUAUUUAAACAUGAAAAUUUUUCAUACUAACACGGAAUUCCAUAUUUGAACAAUGACAGAAAAUUCUAUUUUCGACGACAGAAUUUCUUAGAACACGGAAAUUCUUUAUUCGAACACAGAAUUCUUUGUUAGAACACGAAAAUUUCGUGUUUGAGUAUGGAAUUCCGAGAUGAAUAAUUUCCGUUUUCGAAAUUCUGUAUUUAGACAAGUUAAAAUAUGAAAUUUUUUGUUUGAACACGAAAAAUCCGUGUUUUAGUACAGAAUUCCAAAUAAUUUCAGUUUUCGAAAACAAAAUUCUGUAUUUGGACAAGAAAAUAUGAAAUUUCGCGACCGAACACGAAAGUCAGUGUUUGAAUGAGUAAAUAUGAAAGAAAUUGUGUUUGAACGCGGAAUUACGUGUUUUAACUUAAAAUUCCUUGUUUGAACCGAAAAUUUUCGUUUUUAAAUAGGGAAUUCCAUGUAUGAAUACGAAAUUUCGAGUUUGAAGAAGGUAUUCCCCGUUUGAUAACAGAAUUUCGUGUCUGAAUACAAAAAUUUCGUGUUUGAACAAAGAAAUUAACACGAAAUUACUUGUUGAAACACGAAAAUUGUUUAUUCGUAUUUAAACAAGGACAUGAAAUUUCGUUUUCGAAAACAGAAUUGCUUGUUCGAACAGAGAAUUCCUUGGUCGAACAAGAAAAUUACAUGUUUGAGUACGGAAUUCCGAGUUUAAACAAAUAAUUUCCGUUUUAGAAAACGAAAUAUGAAAUUCCGUGUUUGAAGACAAAAUUUUAAUACGGAAUUUUCUGUUUGAAAACUGAAUUCUGUGUUUGAAUACAAAUUCCUUGUUUGAAUUCGGAAUUCUGAGUUCAAAUGCGAAAUUCCGCGUUUGAACAAGUGAAAAUAUGAAAUUUCGUGUUUGAACGUAUAUUUGAACAGGAUCAUAUUAAAUUCCUUGUUCGAAUACGGAAAUUCCAUUUUCGAACACGGAAUUUCAUGUUUCCCUGUUCAAAUACGCAAUUCCGCAUUUGGACUCCAAAUUCAAAAAAGGAAUUUGUAUUCAAACACAGAAUUCCUUAUUUAAACAGACUUUCGCGUUCGAAAUAGGAAAUUAAUAUUUACUUUGUUAAAAUGCGGAAUUCCGUAUUUAACAAGGAAUUUGUAUUCAAACACAGAAUUCCUUAUUAAAAAAACGGUACUUAUAUGCUGCUGUUCAGACGUUUUAUUAAUUUUUAUUUUACCCGCCUGUUUUCUAUGGGAUAAACAACAUUAGCCGAAAUAUUCUAGAGAUAAUGGAACAAAACAUUUUUUGUUGUACAGGGUGUUACAUAUUUUAUGUUUAUAUGAUCGAAGAAUCUAACUAAAUAUCUCUUUUUUGUUGUUCGGAUAGUAUUGGUGUGGAAGCGCUCUAAAAUCAGUUAAAUCCAAACUAAAAGACAUCGCAAUCGAUAGAAAACAAAACCGCUAGAUUUGAACAAACAUUAUCGAUUAUUAGUUUUGUUUUGAAAAUAAGAUCAAUGUCAAACAACUUGUAACAUAUAAAUACAUUUUAUUUACAAAACGAUAUUUUACAUGAUUUUUAUUUCAAUCCUACAAAUAUGUCAACUUCAACUGUCAAAUGUCAGUUCAAUCAUUCCCCGUGACCAUCAUAUGAACGUUUCUAUCAGACUGCACCAUUUUCGCGCUUUUUUCCGUCCCCACAACGGCCGAUAACUGAUAAACGUCGUACUUGGAAUACAUAACGGUGACUGUCAUAUUUGACGCAUUGCCCACUUUCUUGUUCAUGUUGGCAUCUUGCAUCAAAUUGCAUAAUUCGUAAUAGAAAUGCGGAAAUAUCGGCAGCUGAUAGAAAACGAUAUGGCGGACGCCUUUUAUUCUUUUCCUGUUGAAAAAAUGGAAACGUUCCGUGUAUAGAAGGAAAUGGGCGUCGCCGUGAUAGAACAUGUCCCUAGCUCGAGCUACUUUACCUUCCUGAAAUUAAAACGAACGAUUGUUUGUAAUGUAUAUUCAAAUAACUGUCAUUGUCGAUAAAUUAUAAUGUCAUUAUCACUGUCAUAUGUCACCUUUCAUUUAAAAAAACAAAUUUAUUGUAUAAAUACCUUCGAAUAUUCGCAAAUCUGCACAAAACCGAUAUCUUCCUUCUUGAAAUAAUUCCUUAAUCGAACGAAAUCGAAGUAACUCGAAACGAAGAUCAACGUCUGUUUCAUCAACGGCUCCCUCUGUUGCGACAAAAUUUUAUUAACGAAAAAGUCGAAUCGCGCGUCCAUAGCAUCGGCGACAUUUUUGGCUUCGAAUCUGUGGAACACGUGCGGAAUUUGAACCACCACUUGACUUAUGCUGCCGAACUUGAUGGGAUUGACGAUUUUAACUUUGCCCGCGAAAUUUUGGCAUUUUUUGUUGAAGACGGCGUUGAUUUCGGGCAAAUUUAAUGAGGAGAAUAUCAAAGUUUGGCGGUAAUAUUUCGCCCAGCCGUUCAGGCUCCAAGUUCUCACCCUA